AAUUUUGACGGAUACACCACCCACAACGCGUACGUGGGAAUUGUCACUCUGCCAUGGCGAAAAUCUCAUUGUAACGCAGAGAUUAGAAUGAGUCGAUUCGCGCCAAACCCUAUCCGCUAUUUCCACUUGUCAUUUUUAAUUUUGAAUUGCUUAAUGAAGAGAGGCUGUGUCGAAAUGCAAAAUAAUUCUAAUGGUGAUCUUUGGCCUAUGAUAUCUAGUAGUCAUGACGUUUCGCUUUCGUUUUCCAUCCUUGAUGAGAGAAGCUGUAGCUGAGUUCGCUGCUACCUUCAUCGUAUUGACUUUUGGAAUUGGAUCAGUGGCGCAGAUGGUUCUCAGCAAUUGGAAGUUUGGAACUUUCUUCUCCGUCAACUUUGGUUGGGGAAUUGGUGUUACCCUUGGCUGCUACUGGGCUGGUGGAAUUUCAGGCGCUCACAUGAACCCCGCGGUCACAUUGGCCUUUGCUGUUGUCGGCAGACUCCCUUGGAAGAAGAUUCCCGUGUACUGGUUUGCACAGACGGGGGGAGCAUUCGUUGCUUCGGCUUGUGUUUAUGGAGUCUAUUACGAUGCGUUGAAUGCGUUUGACGGAGGCGUCCGUCAGAUACUGGGUGCCAAUGGAACUGCGGGGAUCUGGGCAACCUAUCCCCAAUCCUUCUUGUCUACCUGGAAUGGACUAGGAGACCAGGUAUUUGCCACGGCCCUGCUGGUCGGUUGCAUCUUCGCCAUCGUUGAUAAGAACAACAAUGCCCCCGACCAGGGGGUCGCACCGGUUGUGAUUGGUCUAGUCGUAUUUGUGAUUGGCGCCACCUUCGGAUUUAAUUGCGGAUACGCCAUCAACCCCGCUAGGGAUCUAGGACCAAGGCUAUUUACAGCAGUGGCUGGCUGGGGUACUGAGGUAUUCACCGUUGCCAACAAUUGGUCAUGGGUACCAGUGGUGGGAAGUCUGCUGGGCGGAGUCUUGGGUGCUCUGGUUUAUAUUGUCCUCAUCGCAAUACACCACGUUCCAGAAGAUGAUGGCGAGACUGGGUACGACCUUCACACCGUCGUUUCAACUAAUCCUGAUAUUACAAAGGCUUAAGGAAAUGGUCUGGGUACGGGUAACAUGGCCUUUACUGAGGAUAGUAUGCGCCCACUUUCGAAUCAGGGUCCUACGAUGGGUGCGGUUGAAAAGACAUCCCAGCUAUAAUUGUUUAAGGAAUUGUUGCUAUGUUUUUGACUUGGCCUCUCUGGGCACCUUGGCUUUACAUUUUGAGAACUGCUGCAUGCAUAGAAUAAAUUUAAGUGAUUCUUAAAACACAAAAAAGUGUCACUCGAUGUCAAACUUUGUCGCUCUAUAAUCGCUACUUGAUUAUGAUGUAUGCUAUGCAUUUAAAAUGAUUUUUUUAAUUGGUAAAUCCAAAUUUGCAAGGAUUAAAAGAAGUACAUUGCCACUUUAAAAAUAAAUAAGUAGAUAAAAAAUAAAUAAAUAAUUAAAAAAACACAAUCAACUCAAUAAGGGCCUGUUUGCAUGAAAACGGGGGACCCCAGGCGGGUGAGGUAACCCCCCCCUCCCACAAGGUUGAGCCUGCAGUUCCCGAACAGCGACUGGUGAUCGAACCCAUAGUUCAAACAGACUCUCUUUUCUCUUACUAAAAUAGUUGGUUCAUUGUGUUUCUUACUUUUUUUUUCUUCUUUUUUUUUUCCCCUCUUUUUCUUUUUUCGCUUUUUAUCUUUCUUUAGUUCCGUUCGAGUCCGGUGAGUUAGAAGAGAGAGUUAGCAAGGUUGAGAGCCAUACGAACAGAGAAGUUUUCUUUCAUUCCAACAGUAUCAAAUUAUGACGAUGGAAAUGUUGUUUACUCAAACUCACUUUAAUACAAAAGUUUAUAAUAUAUGUUCGUUUGGGGGAAAAAUUGCUUCGGAAAAAUUCCCAUCGUCGUGAACGCCUUCUUUACAAUGUUGUUUAGAAAAAAAGUUCAGGAUAUAAUCGAUCGUGUUCAAACAUGGUAAGAUACUAAUCAGUGGGCCCUUUUUUGCUUGACCUAAUCAUAAGAACUUUUUUCAUAAAAUUGGAAUUUUUGAGCCUUAAAAUUUUACCCGGUAAAAAGGAACUAGAUAUUAGUGUGGGAAACGUUGAUCUUACAGCAUUGUAAAACCGGUCAACGUUUUCACUUAAAAACGGCGUAAGAAACAAAAAUUGGGAUCUUAUCGAAAAUCUAAAAAAAAAAAAAAAAA
This is a messenger RNA of Stylophora pistillata, 2208 nucleotides long. RefSeq names its product aquaporin-7. Gene Ontology annotation, biological process: water transport; glycerol transmembrane transport. Gene Ontology annotation, molecular function: glycerol channel activity; water channel activity. Lineage: Eukaryota; Metazoa; Cnidaria; Anthozoa; Scleractinia; Pocilloporidae. Gene Ontology annotation, cellular component: basolateral plasma membrane; plasma membrane. The record is from RefSeq and is a predicted model, not a curated record.